AUGGAGUCGACUCAAGUUCAGUCAGAGGGUGGCCUCAAUGUUACCCUUACCAUCCGUCUCCUUAUGCAUGGAAAAGAAGUGGGAAGCAUAAUUGGAAAGAAAGGAGAAACUGUGAAAAAGAUGCGAGAAGAGAGUGGAGCACGAAUCAAUAUCUCCGAAGGCAACUGCCCUGAGAGGAUAGUCACCAUCACUGGACCAACAGACACAAUCUUCAAGGCUUUUGCCAUGAUUGCCUAUAAAUUUGAGGAAGAUAUCAUCAAUUCCAUGAGCAACAGUCCGGCAACCAGCAAGCCUCCGGUCACCUUAAGGCUUGUCGUGCCAGCCAGCCAGUGUGGCUCUCUCAUAGGAAAAGGAGGCUCCAAAAUUAAGGAAAUGAGAGAGUCCACAGGGGCGCAAGUUCAGGUGGCAGGGGAUAUGCUCCCCAACUCCACAGAGCGUGCUGUGACAAUCUCCGGGACCCCAGAAGCCAUCAUCCAGUGUGUCAAACAGAUUUGUGUCGUCAUGCUGGAGUCUCCACCUAAAGGUGCCACGAUCCCUUAUCGCCCGAAGCCUGCUUCCACCCCUGUUAUUUUUUCAGGGGGCCAGGCCUACACAAUUCAGGGACAGUAUGCCAUUCCACACCCCGAUCAGCUGACCAAGCUCCACCAGCUGGCUAUGCAGCAAACCCCCUUUACCCCUCUUGGACAGACCACCCCCGCUUUCCCUGGUUUGGAUGCGAGUCCACCAGCAAGCACCCAUGAGCUCACCAUUCCCAAUGAUCUCAUAGGCUGCAUCAUUGGACGUCAAGGAACCAAAAUCAAUGAGAUCAGACAAAUGUCGGGGGCCCAGAUAAAAAUCGCAAACGCAAUCGAAGGCUCAUCCGAGCGCCAGAUCACCAUCACCGGGACGCCCGCCAACAUCAGCUUGGCUCAGUAUCUCAUCAAUGCCAGGUUGACAUCUGAAGUCACCGGAAUGGCCACACUCUAA
Messenger RNA from Nerophis lumbriciformis (worm pipefish), 966 nucleotides. The record is from RefSeq and is a predicted model, not a curated record. NCBI's taxonomy places the organism in Eukaryota, Metazoa, Chordata, Actinopteri, Syngnathiformes, Syngnathidae.